AGUCAAAUAGCAAAUAAGAUAUUAUAACAUCCUAUGAUUUAUUCUAUUUUUUAUUGGUGAAAAUUAACAUUUUUCUGAAAUGAAUGAUGUUUGAGAAUAACCCUACCUAAUUCAUCCCUGCAACCUCUGAGAAUUCAGCACACAGCAAUUAAGUUCAGAACUAAGUGAGACUAACAAAAUGAAGUACAACCUUUCCAGAGGAACAGCUUUUCUUCCAACCCUCCUCCUCUUGUUGUUUGUAAUGAAAUUUCCUUCUGUCAUAUGUACCUACGUAGGGAACAGAUGUGACAAUUCCUCAACAUUCACCAAUGGCAGCAGCUACUCCACAAACCUAAACCUGGUUAUCAAAGAUCUAUUUCUCAACGCACCUAAAAGUUCAGGGUUUAAUAUUUCUUCCCAUGGCCAAUAUCCCAAUAAGGUAUAUGGUCUGCUCCAGUGCACUGGGAAUAUAUCAGCAGCGAGCUGCUCAAACUGUGUGAAGGAAGCAAAUAACAGUAUGCACGAUCUUUGCUCCAACGACAUAAGUGGGCAAAUAUGGCUGGAUGACUGUUUCAUGCGCUAUCAGAACUCUAAUUUUAUCUCAAUUCUAGACACUACCGGAUUUCACUUGCUCAACACGAUGGAUAUUAAUAGCAGUAAGGAUGCUUUCGUGUCCACAACCAGCAGCCUUCUGUCCAAUCUGUCUGACAAAGCUUACAUCCCUGAAAAUAAGGGAUUUGCUGCCGGAUCAGCCAACUAUUCGGCUAAAGGAAAAUUAUAUGGUUUAGUUCAGUGUUGGAGAGAUAUAUCAAUAGAAGAUUGCAGAAAAUGCUUAGUUGCCGCAAGAGCAAAUCUGAGCAAAUGCUGUGCUAAAAAAGAGGGAGCCCAGUCUCUGAGCAGGAGCUGCAAGGUAAGAUAUGAGAUAUACCCAUUUUUCGACUCUGCACAGUCGCCCUCUCCCUCUCCCUCCCCUGCGGUAUCCACACAUCCAACUAAUUCCAGAUCAGGAAAAAAGUCUUCAAAAGCAGUACCCAUAAUAUUGGGGCUUAUUGUAGCUGUGAUUCUAGUUUUGUCUGUCUGUAUGAUUGUAUUGAGAAAAUCGGUUAGGUCUGCCAUUUUUGGGAAGCAAGUAACUUAUGCUACCGUCAACAAAGAGAUUCAUGGAUUUUCCCCUAAAGUCGGCUUAAUGGAAGAUAAAAGAUUUGUUUAUAGCUUUGAAGUGUUAGCAGAAGCCACAGAUAAUUUUGAUGACAACAAUAAGCUUGGAGAGGGAGGCUUUGGCUUAGUAUAUAAGGGAACAACAAGAGAUGGAAAAGAGAUAGCAGUGAAAAAAAUUUCUGCCAAAUCUGUGGAAGGCAAGAAAAACUUUAUGAAUGAAGUGAAACUGGUGGCAAAUGUUCAGCACCGAAACCUUGCAAGGCUGUUGGGAUGUUGCAUAGAUGGAGAUGAAAGGUUUCUCAUUUAUGAGUAUUUUGCCAACAAGAGUUUGGACACAUUUAUUUUUGAUCAAGAGAAGCGUAGAGAGUUAGAUUGGCAAAAGCGUUAUAACAUCAUCAUUGGAAUUGCUCGUGGCCUUUUCUAUCUUCACCAAGAGUCUCAGCUGCAAAUUAUUCAUAGAGACAUCAAAGCAAACAAUAUUUUGCUUGAUGACAAACUAGAUCCAAAGUUAGCUGAUUUUGGUUUAGCUAAACUCUUUCCUGAAGACAAGACACAUAUCCAUACAAGAGUUGCAGGCACAUGCGGCUACAUCGCUCCAGAGUAUGCAAUGCAAGGGAAGCUGUCAGUUAAAGUAGAUGUUUACAGUUUUGGAGUAGUACUGCUUGAGAUUGUCAGCGGAAGGAAAAACAAUGAUAAUCAUCUUCCAUACGAUAUGCAACACCUUGUUGAAUGGGCAUGGAAACUGUUCGAGGGAGGAAAUGCACUGAAUAUGGUAGAUUCAGAGACACCAGGAGUCAGUCAAGAGCAGGCCUUAAGAUGCAUUCAUGUUGGGCUUCUGUGUGUACAAGCAAAUGCAACACUUCGACCAGUUAUGUCUGAUGUUAUUACGAUGAUCUCUAGCAGUUCAGUGACAUUGCCAAAUCCUUCAAAGCCUGCUUUUAUUAGUACAGGUGAGAGCCAUGCUUUAAAACCAGAUUCAAAAUCAAGCUGGGGGGAUGAUGAGCAUAAAAAUGGAACGACAUCAUCUUUGUCAGGGAUUCGUUCGGGAUAUGAAGCUUCCAAUACCGAAGUUGAAGCUAGAUAAGUUCACCCCCUGUUUACUCAGACAUCAAACGGCAUUUUUUAUCGUAGUUAUUAAUUAAAAAUUAAAAUAUAAUAUAUUUUUAUUUUUAAUUAAUUAUUAAAUAUGAUGCAAUGUGCAUCAUUUUUCAGUUCACCUACCUGUAAAUUAAAAGAUAGAAUAUAAGUUGUAAAAUAUUUUAUCGACGUAGAAUAUAAAAGUAUAGUUAUACAUGAA
Molecule: messenger RNA, 2434 nt
Organism: Cryptomeria japonica (Japanese cedar)
Lineage: Eukaryota; Viridiplantae; Streptophyta; Pinopsida; Cupressales; Cupressaceae
Product: cysteine-rich receptor-like protein kinase 10
Exons: 7
Coding region: 179-2221 (680 amino acids)
Biological process (GO): protein phosphorylation
Molecular function (GO): ATP binding; protein kinase activity
Source: RefSeq, a predicted model, not a curated record